Molecule: messenger RNA, 2677 nt
Organism: Lotus japonicus
Lineage: Eukaryota; Viridiplantae; Streptophyta; Magnoliopsida; Fabales; Fabaceae
Product: subtilisin-like protease SBT5.4
Exons: 11
Coding region: 59-2389 (776 amino acids)
Biological process (GO): proteolysis
Molecular function (GO): serine-type endopeptidase activity
Source: RefSeq, a predicted model, not a curated record
GGGAAAGCAGAGAACCUUUGCAAAACUCUGAAAUUUGUUUUGCAAAACGAAAUCAUUCAUGAGAGAAACAAUGUUGUCAUCCAUUUUUCAUGUGUUAUUGCCCCUUCUUCUUUUCCAUUUGCUGCAGGAACCUACCCAAGCAAUCAAGCAGUCCUAUGUUGUAUACUUAGGAUCACAUUCCUUUGGUUCAAAUCCUACAUCAAUUGAUGUUGAAUCAGCCACAAACUCCCACUAUGAUUUACUUGGAUCUUACGUUGGAAGCACCGAGAAGGCCAAAGAAGCAAUGUUUUAUUCAUAUAAUAGAUAUAUUAAUGGCUUUGCUGCAGUACUUGAUGAAGAUGAAGCAGCAAAUAUUGCAAAACAUCCGAAUGUAGUGUCAGUUUUCUUAAACAGAAGACAUGAACUACACACAACUCGCUCAUGGGAUUUUCUCGGGUUGGAGAGAGAAAAUGGUAAAAUUCCAAAGUCAUCAAUAUGGCAUAAAUCACUCGGUGAAGAUAUCAUUAUUGGAAAUUUAGACACAGGUGUUUGGCCAGAAUCCAAGAGUUUUAGCGAUGAAGAUCUGGGGCCAAUCCCAGCAAAGUGGUAUGGAAAAUGUGAAGUUCACGAAAAGAACAAAGAUAAAUUUCACUGUAACAGGAAGUUAAUUGGAGCAAGAUAUUUUUACAAAGGUUAUCUAGCAUCUGGUGGUUCUAAAAAUGUUUCCUUUGCUAGUGCUCGUGACGUUGAUGGUCAUGGUUCGCAUACUUUAUCAACCGCUGGAGGCAACUUUGUUCAUGGAGCAAGUGUAUUUGGUUAUGGCAAGGGAAUAGCAAGCGGAGGGUCGCCAAAAGCUCGGGUUGCAUCCUAUAAGGUGUGUUGGGGUGGAUGCUCUGAUGCUGACAUUUUGGCUGGAUUUGAAGCCGCCAUUGGUGAUGGUGUUGAUGUCCUCUCAGUGUCUUUGGGUUCAGAUUCCCUUGAAACGCUCAUCACCUUUGCUGAAAGUGGUAUAACCAUAGGGUCCUUCCAUGCAACUUCCCAUGGCGUCGUUGUUGUGGCCUCCGCGGGAAACUCAGGACCUAUUCCAUACUCUGUAACCAACCUGGAACCAUGGGUGCUCACUGUUGCUGCAAGCACAAUCGAUAGGGAGUUCUCUAGUUAUAUCACUCUUGGUAACAAAAAAAUCCUUAAGGGAGAUAGCCUUUCUCAGUCUGGCUUACCAUCUGGGAAGAUGUACCCAUUGGCCAGUGGGGCUGAUGUCAAACUCCAGAGUGCAAUUGCCACAGAUGCCCUUCUUUGUAAGAAUGGAACUCUUGAUCCCAAGAAGGCGAAGGGGAAAAUAUUGAUCUGCCUUCGAGGUGACACUGCUAGAGUUGAAAAGGGCUUCCAAGCUGCUCAGGCAGGCGCUGUGGGAAUGAUUUUGGCUAAUGACAAGGCUUCCGGGAAUGAAAUCCUUGCUGACGCUCAUGCGCUUCCUGCUUCACAUGUCAACUUUAAGGAUGGGAGUUACAUUUUUAAUUACAUCAACAAUACCAAGUCUCCCUUGGCUUACAUUUCUCCAGUGAAAACAGAAUUGGGUCUAAAGUCGUCUCCAAUUGUUGCUUCAUUUUCAUCAAGAGGUCCAAAUAUUCUUGAGGAAGCAAUCCUCAAGCCUGACAUCACUGCACCAGGAGUUAACAUUAUUGCUGCUUAUACCAAAGCCAUAUCUCCAACAGAAGAAGAAUCUGAUAAACGUAGAGUUUCUUUUACUACAAUGUCAGGCACUUCAAUGUCAUGUCCUCAUGUUGCUGGCAUUGUUGGAUUGUUAAAAUCUCUUCAUCCAUAUUGGAGUCCUGCUGCUAUCAAGUCAGCAAUAAUGACCACAGCAACUACAAAAGAUAACUCCGGAAGGAGUAUACUUGACUCGUCAUCCAUGAAGGAGGCAACCCCAUUUGCUUAUGGUGCAGGGCAUAUUCAACCUGAUCGUGCUAUGGACCCGGGGCUUGUAUAUGACCUUGAUACUUAUGAUCAUUUGAACUUCUUGUGUUAUCGUGGCUUCACCAGCUCUCAGCUUAAGGCAUUCUACCAAGGAUCUUACACUUGUCCGAAGUCAUUCAAUAUAGCAAACUUCAAUUAUCCAGCAAUCACAAUUCCUAACCUUGUAGUUGGACAUCCUUUGAAUGCUACUCGUACUCUUACAAAUGUUGGUCCCCCAAGCAAUUAUAAAGCAUACAUCAAGGCACCUCCACAUGUUUUAGUUUCAGUAGAGCCUCGCAGAUUGAGCUUUAAGGCACUGGGUGAAAAAGUGGAGUUCAGAGUUACAUUGAACUUAACUUCGCCAAUUGAGGAUUAUGUGUAUGGAAUUUUGGUUUGGACCGAUGGUAAACACCAUGUCAAUACACCUAUUACAGUCAAGAUGCAUUCUAAGUAGCCACACUAGUGGGUUUUUAGGUUCAUGUGCAUUUCCUAUCAAUUAUGUAAAGUGCUUUCUGUUUCUUUUCAUUAUGGGAAUAAAGGCUACAUUAUGUGAGUUUUAGGUUCAUGUGCAUUUUCCUAUCAAUUAUGUAAAGUGGUUUCUGUUUCUUUUCAUUAUGGGAAUAAAGGCUACUUUAUGUGUGAGUUUUGGUCUUUUUCUAAAAUCUGUGUAUUCUAAUGAAAUUCUCAAUCCCUUCUCAUGACCUUCCAUGCUUGAAUAAAACUUGAUGGUACUGUAAACAGU